Molecule: messenger RNA, 6063 nt
Organism: Xenopus tropicalis (tropical clawed frog)
Lineage: Eukaryota; Metazoa; Chordata; Amphibia; Anura; Pipidae
Gene: efr3a
Product: EFR3 homolog A
Exons: 23
Coding region: 204-2663 (819 amino acids)
Cellular component (GO): plasma membrane
Source: RefSeq, a predicted model, not a curated record
GCGGUCUGACGUCACACUAUCGCGAUAAGUGAGUUCCGGGAUUAGCAGUCCGGCAGGAACCAAGGCUGUGGGCAUUACCUGCGCUGCGGGGCGUUUAUACAGCGACCCGGGAUUGCCGGCUGCGAUAAGGAUCCGGGGAGUACUGGGGGGCAUGCCCGGGGCAUUUCAUUCCUGGCAACGGAAGCCCCAAUCUGAGCCCUGAAAUGCCUGCCGGUAUAUGUGGUUGCUGUGGGGCACUACGCCCGCGCUACAAACGCCUGGUGGAUAACAUCUUUCCUGAAGAUCCCAGGGAUGGACUUGUCAAAGCGGAUAUGGAAAAGCUUACCUUCUAUGCAGUUUCUGCCCCAGAAAAACUGGAUCGGAUCGGCGCCUACCUUGCUGAAAGAUUGAGCAGAGAUGUUAUGAGGCACCGCUAUGGGAAUGUGUUCAUUGCGAUGGAAGCGCUGGACCAGCUCCUCAUGGCGUGCCAUUCCCAGAGCAUCAAGCCCUUUGUCGAGAGCUUCCUCCACAUGGUGGCAAAGCUGCUGGAGUCGGGGGAGCCCAAACUACAGAUAUACGGAACAAAUUCUUUUGUCAAAUUCGCCAACAUUGAAGAAGACACCCCUUCCUACCACAGGCGAUACGACUUCUUUGUUUCCCGAUUCAGCGCUAUGUGCCAUUCGUGUCACAAUGAUCCCGAAGUCCGAAAAGAGAUUAGGAUCGCGGGUAUUCGGGGCAUCCAAGGUGUCGUACGCAAGACUGUGAACGACGAGCUGCGCGCAACUAUAUGGGAACCUCAGCAUAUGGACAAGAUUGUCCCCUCUCUGCUGUUUAACAUGCAGAAAAUAGAAGACACUGAUAGUCGAAUUGGCCCUCCAGCAUCUCCAACGGCUGGGGAUAAAGAAGAGAACCCGAGCAUUUUGGCUGAAAACUGUUUCCGGGAGCUUCUGGGAAGGGCGGCGUAUGGAAACAUGAAUAACGCUGUGAGGCCGGUCUUUGCCCAUUUGGACCAUCACAAACUGUGGGAAUCAAACGAAUUCGCUGUAUCCUGCUUCAAAAUCAUAAUGUACUCUAUACAGGCGCAGUACUCUCAUCAUGUGAUCCAGCAGAUCCUUCUUCACCUGGAUUUACAUAAAAAGGACUCCCCUCGAAUCAGAGCUGGUAUUGUCCAGGUCCUUCUGGAAGCUGUAGCUAUUGCAGCCAAAGGAUCCAUCGGCCCCACUGUUCUGGAGGUGUUUAAUACCCUCUUAAAGCAUCUGACCCUAAGUGUUGACUUUGAGCUUGGCGACAGGCGGAGUUCUGCGGGUAGUGCCGUGUUCAGCUCCUCCAGCGCUAAAGAGAGCGACGAAAGGAUUGUUCAGAAUGCCAUCAUUCAGACUAUUGGUUUCUUUGGAAGUAAUUUGCCAGAUUACCAGCGAUCAGAGAUCAUGAUGUUCAUUAUGGGCAAAGUACCAGUGUUUGGAUCAUCUCCGCACAUGCUGGACACAAGCCAACUGGGGGAUAUGGGAACCAAAAGAAUCCAAAUUAUGCUGCUGAGAUCAUUACUCAUGGUGACUUCAGGGUAUAAAGCAAAGACUAUUGCCGCAGCGCUCCCCCCAGCCUUUCUGGACCCCCUCCUGUCUCCUUCUCUCAUGGAAGACUGUGAACUGAGGCAGCUCGUUCUUGAAAUACUGCACAAUCUGAUCGAUCGCCAUGACAACAGAGCUAAAUUAAGAGGCAUCAGAAUAAUUCCUGAUGUUGCCGACCUCAAAAUAAAGCGUGAGAAGAUAUCCAGGCAAGAUGUGAAUUUUAUGAAGAAGCACGGGCAGCAGUUGUACCGACACAUCUACCUUGGCUGUAAGGAAGACGACAACGUCCAUAAGAACUAUGAGCUGCUCUACACCACUUUGGCCCUCUUGACCAUUGAGCUGGCAAAUGAAGAAGUCGUCAUUGACCUCAUUAGAGUUGCUAUUGCUUUGCAGGAUAUAGCGAUUACUAAUGAAGACAACCUUCAGAUGUUUAACCGCUGCGGCAUCAUGGCCAUGGUAGCAGCCUAUCUGAACUUCCUCAGCCAGAUGAUUGCUGUUCCUGCCUUCUGCCAGCACGUCAGUAAGGUCAUAGAGACCAGGAAUAUGGACGCAGCCUAUUUCUUGCCAGAAGUAAUUUUCAGAGAUAAAUACAGUCUCCCCAAGUCCCUGGAGAAACAUGAAAAAAAUCUGAUCUUCCUGACCAACAAGAUAGCGGAGUCCCUAGGUGGCAGUGGGUAUAGCGUGGAAAGGUUAUCCAUACCGUAUGUGCCCCAAGUUACAGAUGAAGACCGACUCUCUAGAAGAAAGAGCAUUGUGGAUACCAUCUCUAUCCAAGUGGAUAUUCUGAGUGGAACCAACACAGAGGACAAGGUUAACACUGAAGAAAUCACAUUUGAAUCACUGAAAAAAGCAAUUGACAAUACGGGAAUGGAAGAGCAAGAGAAAGAGAAGCGGCGCCUUGUUAUUGAGAAGUUCCAGAAAGCUCCAUUUGAAGAAAUCGCUGCUCAGUGUGAAUCCAAGGCUAAUCUGCUUCAUGAUAAAUUAGCACAGAUACUGGAGCUGACAAUAAGGCCACCUCCAAGCCCCUCAGGAACCUUAACCAUGACUGCUGGGCAUGCUCAGUACCAAUCUGUUCCUGUGUACGAAAUGAAGUUCCCGGACCUUUGCGUGUACUAAAUGCGUAUGAGCACAAUGCUGAUAAAUAGAUCCGUUCUACUCUCUCACUCCAUAUUCCGCCCCCAGAAUGACUGUGAUUAGAAAUGUGACACCGCCAAAUGCACAAAUGGGGGAGACAGUUGCAUAGUGGCAACGGGUGGACUUUCCCAACCAAAUUCAUGAUACCAAAAUUCCAUCCUACACCCGUCCGCAUAUAAAUCUCUUCUCCUACCUGAGAAUCGGUGAUCAGCAAAGAUUUAAAUGCAACUUUGGAGGAAGCAGACCCCAUGCUCCGCCCCCCAACCCCGCCCCCCCAAGUUCUGCUUCCUCUAUUGUCACGUCACUGGCCCUUUGUGUGUAUAUAUGUAUAUAUUUGAUAUUACGUUGCACUUAAAACCCUCAAAAUACCAUCAUUUUUUUACCAUGAAAAUACAACUUCUUAAAAAAAAGUCACCAAAAACAAACCUGCCAAAAAGGAGUUAAAAACACCUUUUCUUUAUUUCUUCUGUUUUGCCAAAAUGUUGCUUUAUAGAAAGUUUGUCUCAUGGUUACAUGAUUGACGCAGUAACUAACAAGCAGGCGCGAUGGUGACUUCUACCACUGCCCAAAAUUGCAUUUUUACACAUAUUUUUGUGAAAUAGAAAAGGCAAUGUAAUAACCAGGGCAACAUUUGAUCCAAAUGCUACUCAGUGGGUUCAGUUCAGUGGUCGACUGUUUAAAAGAAACCAUUUGAUCACUCCUAAACCCCCCAGUCAUAGCAGUAACCAAUCAGUGACUGUUACUAAUUCCCGUUAUCCUAUUGCCCUUUGUGGCUGCUGUGCCCCAUGAAAGGCAAAUAAUCUCAUCCCUUUGCCCCCAUUGGUUUUAACCCUAGUUAUAAUAUGUUUUGGUCAUUUUAUGCUGUUAUCAUUUUAUUUGCACUUUUGCACUAGUAACUGUAUAGUCUAUCUUCUCUUCCCAAAAACCAAUCAUUUUGAUAUUGUAAAUAGUUCAGCGCGUUCCAGUCCAGUUUGUUUCAAAAGUUGUGUGAUUUCUUAUGAUCAGUAUCCAUUGUGUUUCAGCCAAAUUUUGACAUAGCCACAGAACGUCUUUGCCGGGAUAUCAUCCUCGCAUUCUGCUUCUUUGCUGUCCAGAAAUGCUGGGAGUUACAUGUUCAGUAAGAGGGUCCAUGUUGCAUAUCAAAGUUUUAUAAAAUAAAUAUCAAUUACCCUCCUAAAAGAUAAGGGUAAAAGAUCUCAUAUCCAGUAUGUUGGCCCUCAACUGAAUCCUGAUGAUUUUAUUGAGUCUGAAUGUAGGGUUCUAGAUGCUGCAGCUCUUACUGAAACGAAAAUGGCUGAAAAUGACUAUUUCACUACUAGAGUGUCCUUGUUUGAAUAUCAUUAUUUGAAGAGAAGUUGGGCAGAUUUGAAGUCCAAAGGGCCAUCUACUAUGCAUCCCUCUUCUAAGGGAAGGUGGUCAGAUCUGGACUCUAAAGGGCCAUCUUCUAUACAUCCCUCUUCUAAGGAAAGAUGAUUAGCUCUGAAGACCAAUUGGACAUCUACUAUACAUCCCUCUUCUAAGGAAAGAUGAUUAGCUCUGAAGACCAAUUGGACAUCUACUAUACAUCCCUCGUCUAAGGAAGGAUGGUUAGAUUUGAAGUCCAAAGGGCCAUCUGCUAUACAUCCCUCUUCUAAGGAAAGAUGGUUAAAUGUGAAGACCAAAGGGACAUUUGCUAUACACCCCUUUUCUAAGGAAAAAUGGUUAGAUCUGAAUACCAAAGGGCCAUCUUCUAUACAUCCCUCUUCUAAGAAAGGAUGGUUAGAUCUGAAGACCAGUUAGACAUCUACUAUACAUCCCUCGUCUAAGGAAGGAUGGUUAGAUCUAAAGUCCAAAGGGCCAUCUGCUAUACAUCCCUCUUCUAAGGGAAAGUGGUUAGAUCUGAAUACCAUAAUAUGACCAUAGCGUGCAGGUCUCUUUUCCAAGGACUAAUGGUCAGAUGGAAAGACCAUAGGUGUAUCAGGUUGCAGAUCCCAGUUCUAAGAAGAAGCAGUCAGAUCUAAAGGCUAUAUUCAUAGAAACCAUAAGUAUCAUCUGUGGAAACUUGUAUGCAUUUGACUAGAACAAAUAUGCUAUGUAUUGACUUGGCUACAGUAUCAACAAAACCGAACCACUGUGUUUCAUUGAAUGUACGUAAAACAUAGAUAGCAGAACUUCAGGUGAUGAUCAGCUUGAUGGGACUAAGUGAGGAGACUGCAAUAAUGUUAGUUUACAAGCUUUAGUAGCCUAUCUGUGUUGAUAUUUCUGCUGCUGCAACAUAUCCGAUUAUGCUGGUGCAGUUGGUCGUCUUGAUGUGUUUGUUUUUCUGUGCAAUUCUGAGUGCUUUUACGUCUUUUGCCCCUACUUGGGAGUGGUGAUCCUAAACCUCCGCGGGUCACCAGUGCAUGGUUUCUGAGUUACCCAUAAUGCUGUUCGUGCCCGGUGGUUACGACUCAUUUUGUUAAAAGUAGUGGGGAACCAAACCACUCCCUCUGUGGCAUUGCAUUUGUGUCUAGCCAAUAAAUACUGUGCUUGAUAAUAAGUACUCUGUCUAUAGGGUAGUAAGUACUCCGUCUAUAGGGUAGUAAGUACUCCGUCUAUAGGGUAGUAAGUACUCCGUCUAUAGUGUAAUAAGUGCUCUGUCUAUAGGGUAAUAAGUACUCAGUCCGUAGUAUUAAUGUGCAAUAUAUUUACACUCGUCUGCUAUCCCGCAAUGCAAAAAGUGUUCAUGCGUUUCGCUUUAUAUUCUCGCAGCCUGCGUCAGAUUCGUUAUUUUAUACACUCGAAAGUAUAGCUCUAAAGAAAUAGAUUUCAAUUAUCUCGACGUCUUCGUAAGUCAGAAAGGUUCAAAUCUUAUCCUAAAAAUAUAUUUUGUAUAAGAAAAUAUAGAAAUCCGCCAGAGUAUGGUUCUUCGCUAUUAAAAGACUUAAGUUUAGUCUAUUUUAAAACCAAAAUAAAGUAUCUAUAGCUUCGCCGCGACUGAAAAACGUUGUUUCUGAAAUAUUUUUGAAAAGGGUUAUGAAACGAUAUGUGCAAUGCAAUUAAUGUACAGGAACGGCAGGGGUUUGUUUACAAAAGCUACUGACCAUUCGAUCCUUUGGUUUUAAGGUUUAAGGCAGUAAGUGUAUAAUUUUUUGUUGUUGUUUUUUAUCAUUUAGAACCUGAUAUAAAUGUUUAGACUUUUGUUUUUAAAGUUUCUUUGAAGAGUUUCAUUUAAACGAAUAGGUUUUAUUUACAAAUUAAAUUCCUAAAAAAAAUACUUUGCCCAAUAUUGGCUGAAAGUUGCUGCUUUUUCGCGUGGAGGUUUUAUUUGUGUGCCAGUUUGUAUGUGUUAAAUCUGUGUCGGCAGUAUCCAUGUAUGUACGGGUUCCCUGCACAAUGUACAAUAAAACAAUGGCUCAAACUC